AUGAAAUCACGAAACACUUUUCUCGCCUGCCUCAGCCUGGCGAUGGGAGUUGCCUUGCUCGCCACCACUAUGGCUGCGCCCAUCGAAGGAACUAAGAUCGCCCCACACGGAACAGUCGGCGCACGCAUCAGCAACCUGGCUAAUUCUGCCCAAGUCACCUCGAAUGUGUCCGAGAAGUUCAUGAACACCGACGAGGAUGUGCUGCUACCUCGUGGGCCCGUGACAGAGUUCGGUGAAAGAGAAGAGCAACACCAGUGGACGGAAACUUCUGAAGAAAAGUGUGAUGCCGAGAAAGGUAAAAACCUCAAAGUCAAGGAGGCAACUGGCCGGCGAGGCCACUUCUCAGCGCCGUAUGAUGAAAAGAGGGAGGUCCAAUGA
Molecule: messenger RNA, 378 nt
Organism: Acaromyces ingoldii
Lineage: Eukaryota; Fungi; Basidiomycota; Exobasidiomycetes; Exobasidiales; Cryptobasidiaceae
Exons: 3
Coding region: 1-378 (125 amino acids)
Source: RefSeq, a predicted model, not a curated record